Messenger RNA from Oncorhynchus tshawytscha (Chinook salmon), 923 nucleotides. RefSeq lists its product as uncharacterized. NCBI's taxonomy places the organism in Eukaryota, Metazoa, Chordata, Actinopteri, Salmoniformes, Salmonidae. The transcript has 6 exons. The record is from RefSeq and is a predicted model, not a curated record. The coding region runs from base 197 to 793 and encodes 198 amino acids.
UGGACGUCUCAACACUUCUUCUGUGUCUGUGGACGUUCAGUACGGCCCAAAGAACCCCUCAGUGUCAGUCAGUCCCUCUGGUGGAAUAGUGGAGGGCAGUUCAGUGACUCUGACCUGCAGCAGUGAUGCCAACCCUCCUGUGGACAAAUACACCUGGUACUUUCAAAAUGAGACUUUUCUAAAUGGAUGUGGACAGAUGUACAACAUCAGUAACUUCAGGUCUGAGGACAGUGGACAUUACCACUGUGAGGCCUGGAAUAGAAGAGGAUCUAGGAACUCUACAGCUCUGAUGAUCAUUUUACCAGGGAAACAAACCUCAGUUCAGACUGCAGCUGUAGGAAUCAUAGUGGUUGUUCUGGUUCUCAUCCUCUGUUUCUCUGGACUCAUGUGGUUCAGGAAGAAGGCCUCCAAAUCCACCUCUGACACAAGAGACACAUCAGAGAAUGUACAGGGAGACUCUAGUCCAGUGUAUGAAAACGUCUCAAGCAUGUCCACAGCCCCUACUGCAGCACAGACAGCAGCCACCGUCCACCAGGACGAUGUUCACUACUCCAGUGUCCACUUCUCUCGCUCCAAAAACCAGGAAGUGCCUCUGUACUCUACCGUCCAGAUGCCUCAGCCCCAGAAAGAGGAAGAGGAUGUCCAGUACGAUGCUGUGAAAUUCAACCUCCCCAGUGCUGCCAACCAACCCACGGCAGCACAAGCAGCUGAGGAGGACUCUUCUGAGAUCUAUAGUAGAGUCAACAAACCCAGAAGACCUGAACACAACAAACCCAGAACCAAAAAGACCUGAAUGCAACAAACCCAGAACCAAGAAGACCUGAACGCAACAAACCCAGAAACAAGAAGACCUGAACGCAACAAACCCAGAACCAAGAAGACCUGAACGCAACAAACCCAGAACCAAGAAGACCUGAACACAA